UUUCCUGGGACUGAUAGAUCAGUUGGGCAAGGACAGGAGGAGAGAGUGCCUUGCCAUGGCAGUGGCAGCAUUGGAGCAGUUCUGCGGCUCUAUUUUCUGGAACUCAUCUUUACUGGAUCGUGAGGAUGCCGACCUGCCACUCUGCUUUGAACAGACUGUUCUUGUCUGGAUCCCACUGGGCUUCCUCUGGCUUUUUGGCCCAUGGCAGCUUCUUCCUAUGUUCACAUGCCAGAAGAAGAAAUUAUCUGUCACAAAAGUUUAUCUUGCUAAGCAAGUGCUGACUGUGCUGCUGUCACUGCUGGCGCUAGCUGAACUGGUUUUCACAGUUGUUGAAAUCUUAGGAUACCACCAUAAUAACCCUGCUGUCCAAUACACGAAUCCCGCACUCUACUUGGUCACUUGGGUGCUCGUUUUCCUGAUCCAUGACAGUCGUCGCGUCACCAUGCGCAGGGACUCGGUGGUUCUCUUCCUGUUUCUCAUCCUUUCUGUCCUAUGUGGCGUGUUUCAACUCCAGACUUUGAUCCGACAAGCAAUUCAGGGCUCCAUCACCAGUGUACCCAAUUUUAGUUUUUUUGUGGCCUCUUAUGGGCUUCAGCUCCUGUUGCUGAUCAUCUCUGUUAUUUCUGACAUUGCUCCUGAAAUGAAGGAGGCUGCAAAAAAGAACCCAGAAAUUGCAGCUUCUAUCCUGAGCUUGAUCACAUUCCACUGGUACAACAGUAUAGUUGUGAAAGGCUAUCGGAAGCCAUUAGAAAUGGAGGAUGUCUGGGAAUUGAAGGAUGCAGAUAAGACCCAGAAAGUUUUUGGCACAUUUGAGAAGCACAUGAAAAUUGGUGUCAAAAAAGCCCAGAGGGCUCUGGAGAUCCGGCAGAGAAAGAGGAAACAGCACCCAGCAGCCACUGACUACAGGAAUGGGCUGAGCAAGACACAGAGUCUGGACGUUUUGGUUCUGGAAGAGAAAGAGAAAAAACAAAAGAAAAAGAGUGCCAAAGGAGACUCCAAAAGUGACUACGCUAAAGGAUGGCUGAUGUUUGCUGUAAUUCGAACCUUUAGUGGAAACCUUCUGCAAUCGGUAGCAUUGAAGCUGAUACAUGACCUACUGGUGUUUGUGAGCCCACAGCUGCUGAAGCUGAUGAUCAAUUUUGUGUCAGAUCCAAAGGACUACCUUUGGCAUGGCUACCUCUAUGCAUUACUGUUGUUUGUAACUGCCCUGGUACAGUCCAUCUGUCUGCAGCAGUACUUCCAGUUAUGCUUUAAAUUGGGCAUGAGUGUGCGCACUGCUCUUAUGGCUGCCAUCUAUAAGAAGGCUCUUACUGUCUCCAAUGCCUACCGGAAGGAAUCUACAGUGGGUGAGACAGUGAAUCUAAUGUCAGCGGAUGCCCAGCGCUUUAUGGACUUUACAAACUUUGUGCACCAGCUGUGGUCUUCUCCAGUGCAGAUUGUGCUGUCGCUUGUGUUUCUGUGGGAGGAGCUGGGUCCCUCUGUUCUUGCGGGGCUUGGGGUCAUGGUGCUGCUUAUCCCCAUCAAUGCAGUGCUGGUCAGCAAAGCCAGGACUAUCCAAGUGAAGAACAUGAACUACAAGGAUGAGCGCAUGAAGAUCAUGAAUGAAAUUCUCAGUGGCAUCAAGAUCCUGAAGCUGUUUGCCUGGGAGCCAUCAUUUCAGAAGCGAGUUGAAAAAAUCCGGGGACAUGAGAUGAAGGGACUUCUUCAUUUUUUCUACCUGCAGUCAGUUGCCAUUUUUGUCUUCACGUGUGCUCCUUUCCUGGUUUCUGUGGUAACCUUUGCUGUGUAUGUGAUGAUCGAUGAGAACAAUGUUUUGGAUGCACAGAAGGCCUUCACUUCUAUCUCUCUCUUCAAUGUCCUGCGCUUCCCCCUUGCCCUGCUGCCAAUGGUGUUGUCUGCUCUGGUGCAGGUCAAUGUGUCUACUAGGCGACUAGAACGUUAUCUGGGCAGUGAAGACCUGAACACUUCAGCCAUAUGGCAUGAAACCAGCCCUGGCCAUGCUGUGUAUUUCUCUGAAGCAUCAUUUGCCUGGGAACAGAAUGCUAAUGCCACUAUUAGAGACAUAACACUGGAAAUUCCACAUGGGCACUUAUUGGCCAUAGUGGGAUCUGUGGGAUCAGGAAAAUCCUCACUGGUGUCAGCUAUGCUGGGUGAGAUGGAGAACAUCAAGGGGCACAUCAACAUUCAGGGUUCAGUGGCAUAUGUACCUCAGCAAGCAUGGAUCCAGAAUGCCACCCUGAAGGACAACAUCCUUUUUGGGUCAUCCCUUGAUGAGGCUCGAUACCAACAGGUCAUAGAAGCGUGUGCCUUACUCCCAGACCUGCAGCUGCUUCCAGGAGGAGACCUCACUGAAAUAGGGGAGAAGGGCAUUAACUUGAGUGGUGGUCAAAAGCAACGUGUCAGCCUGGCUAGAGCUGUAUACAACAAUGCAGACAUCUAUGUGUUGGAUGAUCCUCUCUCGGCUGUGGAUUCCCAUGUUGGCCGGCACAUUUUUGACAAAGUCCUGGGGCCUGAUGGGCUGCUGCGAGAUAAGACACGAAUCCUGGUGACUCACAGCCUAAGCUUCCUGGCCCAAGUGGAUGACAUUGUAAUGCUGGUGGAUGGAGCUGUCUCUGAAAAGGGUUCUUAUAGUACAUUGUUGGCUAAUGGCGGAGAGUUUGCUCAGCUGCUCAACACAUAUGGGAGACAGCAGGAAGACAAGCCUGAAGAGGAAGCCACAGUGGGCAUGAAUGAAGAGCUGGAAUUGGAUGGGGAUCAUGAACCUGGAGCUGAAGAAGUCCCAGCUGAUGUCGUGACCAUGACCCAGAAGAGUGAGGCUAGUGUCCAUCAAAAAAACUUCAGCCGCAGCCUCAGUACCCAGAGUAACAAAUCUCUCAAGAAGACCCUCCAAGAAAAGGUGAAGGAGAAGGAGUCAGUGACAGAGAAAAAGGGGCAAAAGCUAAUUGACAAAGAAGCUGUGGAAACAGGCAAGGUGAAGUUCAUAAUGUAUAUGCGGUACUUGCGUGCAGUUGGUUGUAGCCUCACAACAUGGAUCUUCAUAGCCUAUGUAGCUCAAGCUGCAGCCAAUGUUGGCUCCAGUUUGUGGCUCAGUGAAUGGACAAAUGAUGCUGUAAAAUACCAGAACAUGACUUAUCCAACUGCUGAACGUGACAUGCGUAUUGGAGUCUAUGGGGCACUGGGCACAGGACAGGCUCUUUUCUUGUUGGCUGCAUCAAUCCUUGCUGCCCACGGUGCUGUCCGAGCUUCGCGGGUCCUGCACAAGCAUUUGCUGAAUAACAUCCUUCAUGUACCCAUGAGUUUCUUUGACACAACACCAACUGGCCGCAUCAUAAACAGGUUUGCCAAGGACAUCUUCACUAUUGAUGAGACCAUUCCAAUGUCAUUUCGUUCCUGGCUGAACUGUUGCUUGGGAAUUGUCAGUACCCUUGUGAUCAUCUGCAUUGCUACACCUUAUUUUGCCAUCAUCAUGUUGCCUCUGGGACUCAUCUACUAUUUUGUUCAACAAUUCUAUGUGAGUACCUCCCGCCAGUUGCGGCGCCUGGACUCUGUCACCCGUUCGCCCAUCUAUUCCCAUUUCAGUGAAACAGUAUCAGGUCUCUCUGUCAUCCGGGCCUAUGGGCACCAGGAACGCUUCCUGCAGCACAAUGAGAAGAUUGUGGACAUCAAUCAGAAAUCGGUGUACUCUUGGAUAGUUUCUAACAGGUGGCUGGCUGUGCGGCUCGAAUUUGUGGGGAAUCUGGUGAUUUUCUUUGCGGCAUUAUUGGCAGUCUUUGCCAAAGAUUCUUUGGACAGUGGCAUUGUGGGGCUUUCUAUCUCUUCAGCUCUCAAUGUGACUCAGACAUUGAAUUGGUUGGUACGGAUGACUUCUGAGCUAGAGACCAACAUUGUGGCUGUAGAGAGAGUGCACGAAUAUACAGAGGUGGCAAAUGAGGCAGCCUGGGAGACAUCACAGAGGCCACCCUCAGACUGGCCCAACAAGGGAGAGAUCCGUUUUGUGGACUAUCAGGUGCGGUAUCGGCCUGAGCUGGAGCUAGUUCUUGAUGGGAUCAACUGUGAUAUCAAGGGCACUGAGAAGGUUGGUGUCGUGGGCCGAACAGGAGCUGGGAAAUCCUCACUCACUAAUUGUCUCUUUCGCAUCCUGGAGGCAGCAAGGGGAAAAAUCCUGAUUGAUGGGCUUGAUAUAGCAACCAUUGGCCUUCAUGAUCUGCGCCAGAAACUCACCAUCAUCCCACAGGAUCCUGUUCUGUUUUCGGGGAGCUUGCGCAUGAACCUGGACCCAUUCAACCAGCAUUCAGAUGAAGAAGUCUGGCAUGCUCUGGAGCUGGCACACCUGAAGUCUUUUGUGUGCAGCCUUCCUGAAAGACUGUCCUAUCCAGUGAGCGAAGCAGGAGAGAACCUAAGUGUGGGGCAGAGACAACUGGUUUGUUUGGCACGAGCCCUCCUCCAUAAAUCCAAAAUAUUGAUUCUGGAUGAAGCGACAGCAGCUGUGGAUAUGGAAACUGAUCACUUGAUCCAAGAGACAAUCCGGAGUGAGUUCGCUGACUGCACUGUGAUCACCAUUGCUCAUCGGUUGCACACCAUUAUGGAUAGCAACAGGGUGAUGGUCCUUCAAGCAGGGAAGAUUGUGGAGUUUGACAGCCCUGAGGAGCUGCUUCAACAGCAAGGCACCUUUGAAGGAAUGGCAAGGGAUGCUGGCAUUGUGGGAACAUUUAACACUCCCCUAUAGAGAGCUUGAAGCCAAAGCAGCAACAUGAAGAUUCUCUAUAUUGUAUAUAUCUCGUUGCAGCUGUUCUGGACCUGCCUUGAUUCUCUGUGACAAUUCUGUGAUUGUAUUGACAAUGCCACUACACUUGGAACAUCUUCAGAGAUCAUUCGUUGGUAUGCUGCAGCCACCUUACUUACUUGGCCCUGAACCUGCAGCUGACAGCAAGUCAACCCUGAUUCUGUGGAGAAGGUGCAGGUUUGCUACCACUUCUUCCUGUCAGGGCUACCAAGGAUAAUUUGAAGCUCAACCACCUGAGUUGCUCCCUUGUUUCAGGAUUCAAACCAUGUUCCUAAAUCUUUGAGGGUGUUUAAAAUAUCCAUAUAAUUCUCCAUGCUGCAAAGGAAGAUUGAACAAAUAGGCUGAUUGCUGUGUACAGUGUACCUUUACUGUUCUGUUUGCACUUCUAGCCUGAUGGGUCUCCGGGAAAAGGGCCAUAACUCAGGCGAUAUAUCAUAUACUUUGUAUGCAGGUUGCAAUCCCUAUCCUGGUUAGGAAAGAAUUCUCCCUGAAGCCCUGGUUAGCUGCUGGCAGUCAGUUGACAAUAGUGGACCAGGAACAGGUGGCUCUACAGGGACCUUUCUGACCAUGUUUCUAAAGCUUAUUUGGAGCAAAUGGGAUGAAGUGCUUCAGCUUAGGUGCUAUAUUUCAACUGAAAAAUGUAAUAAAAGUGGUGAUAAAUA
Sceloporus undulatus (fence lizard) is the source of this 5445-nucleotide messenger RNA. RefSeq names its product ATP binding cassette subfamily C member 2 (gene ABCC2). Gene Ontology annotation, cellular component: apical plasma membrane. Gene Ontology annotation, biological process: transmembrane transport. Bases 56 to 4726 code for a protein of 1556 amino acids. The transcript is spliced from 32 exons. Gene Ontology annotation, molecular function: ATP hydrolysis activity; ATP binding; ABC-type transporter activity. NCBI's taxonomy places the organism in Eukaryota, Metazoa, Chordata, Lepidosauria, Squamata, Phrynosomatidae. The record is from RefSeq and is a predicted model, not a curated record.